AUGUCAGAUUUUGUACCGGUGAACCCAAAACCAUUUUUGAGAGAUCUAAUAGAUAAGCGUGUUGUGGUGACGCUGAAGUUUAACAAUACCAAGUAUAAGGGAACUUUGGUAUCUUCUGAUAACUAUUUUAACGUGCAAUUAAAGGACACUGAGGAAUUCGUUAAUGACAAAUCUGCAGGUAAGAUUGGAGAAGUGUUUAUUAGAUGUAAUAACGUUCUGUGGAUAGGGCAAGACUUAGACGCCAAAUAG
This is a messenger RNA of Maudiozyma barnettii, 249 nucleotides long. RefSeq names its product mRNA splicing protein SMX3 (gene SMX3). Gene Ontology annotation, molecular function: RNA binding. Gene Ontology annotation, biological process: mRNA splicing, via spliceosome; spliceosomal snRNP assembly. The coding region runs from base 1 to 249 and encodes 82 amino acids. The transcript is spliced from 2 exons. The record is from RefSeq and is a predicted model, not a curated record. NCBI's taxonomy places the organism in Eukaryota, Fungi, Ascomycota, Saccharomycetes, Saccharomycetales, Saccharomycetaceae. Gene Ontology annotation, cellular component: U1 snRNP; catalytic step 2 spliceosome.